AUGGCCACUGUUCAGUUGGCCAAAGACUGGAAUGCUACUUACCCACAAGUGGGGGACACCGGUGCCGAUGCUCCGGCCGGUUAUAUAACCUUGUGGGCGGAUUUUUUCAACCACGGCAACCUUAGGUUGCCGGUGACGGUGUUUGUGGCGGAGGUAUUGGAGUAUUAUCACCUCCAUAUCUCCCAGCUUAGUCCUUUCGGAAUGUUCCGAAUUCGGAAUUUUGAGUACACAUUCCGUGCCCAUGGCCUGCCCAUUACAGUAGAGAAUUUCCGGCGGUUCUACCAGUUGACGGUGAACACCGGUUUCUUCUCGUUCACUCAAAGGAAUGUCGAUGUUGGAGUUUCCGAUGAAGAUAUUCCUGUUGCUUCCGCGAAGACCGCAGACUGGUUCUCUAGGCUGCGGCCUAUUGAACUCAAGAAGUUGGAUAAUGACCAACUGUGGAUAUUGCGGAUGAUGCUUUCUAGACCGGAUAGGAAGGAAAGGCCCGUGUUGCGGGAACAGGGUGGUGCGGAUGCGGUUGGCUUGUGGAGGAUGUUCGAGCCUGAUUUCAAGGGCCAGGUUGAACUGAUUGCGGUUGAGCUGAAGAAAGGUUUCAACCUUGAAAUUCUGAAGAACUUCCGCGUACCGUCGAAAGCGGUGCUGGAAGCCCCGGUUCCGGGAGACGCAAGAGGUACGUCUUACGUGGCAUUAGUUUUUUCAGUUUAUCUUUUUGACUGGUUCUGUUGAUUGUGUGAAUCCAGGUGUCCUUGCGGAUUUGGGGAAGUUUGAGAAACGCGUCCCCAAAAAGACUGUGGAGAAGAAAACGGUAAAAAAGACCGUGCGGGGUCGUGGUAAGGGGAGUGUUGAAGGCUCAGCUGCCCCUUCUUCCGUUUUCGAAGCCGCAGGUACCUAUCAAUCUUGUUCUCGGGGAUAUACCGAUUACGUCGUAGUAUCUGACACCCUUGAGGGUUUGGGUGUUAUAGGUAGUGGUGCGGUCGCGGGUGGAACU
Molecule: messenger RNA, 988 nt
Organism: Helianthus annuus (common sunflower)
Lineage: Eukaryota; Viridiplantae; Streptophyta; Magnoliopsida; Asterales; Asteraceae
Exons: 3
Coding region: 1-726 (241 amino acids)
Source: RefSeq, a predicted model, not a curated record